GCAGCCCUUACCCGAGAGGAGAGAAAAAGGAGGCAAAGUUUGCUCAUAGAUUGGCUGAUCAAGCUCUAAGCUCAUGUGACGUAGGCUAGCUGAUACUCUUCACUCCGGCUGUCUUCAUUAACUUGAAACCUCUCAGUUUGUAUGAUACACCGGCUAUCAUGCGUUUUCACUUCAGCCGAAGGAGUUGCCGUAACCCUCCCGGCAUCCGUGACGAACCCGCCACCAUUUAUAGCCUCGCGGUGACAAACAAUCUUAUUAUGAGAUUUAAACUUUGCCUCGACUAGACCGGAGGAUCAACAUGCGCUUCUCUCGCACUUAUUCCCCCGCAAUUUCCCAACUGACACAAUAAUACCAAGCUAUACCUACCCGCCUCCUUUGACUGUGUUUAAACGCCGGUGUCAGCUCUCGGUGUAAUAGAAAAACCCAAGCAGGGCUCCGGGUCUGCUCAGCAUAAAUAAAGGUGAGCAGUGAGAGGAGCUCAGCCCUGAAUUAAAUCACUCAUCGCUAAAUGGAUCUGUGAGACUCUCUCUUGACGCAGUCAGCCGCUGCUUCGUGCGCCUUCAACCCGAAGACAGAAAACUGGGAUUCUUUUUUUUUAAAUUUUACUUUUUAUUUUGUCUAACAGAAAUAUCUCCUGUGUCGCUGAAAAUGCCUUGUGGUGACAUGCAGUAAGCUGCCAGCUUUGUAUCGGGAAGAGGCUUUUGCUCCGUGAUCGUCAAGCAGGUAAGCUGUUAACAGUGUCGCUACAUUUUGUUUUGACUUAAAUAUCGCAGACUUUGCAGAUAGCACACUGUACUUUAUGUCUUUUGCAUUCACACGGGGUAGCGGUAAUGGUUGAAAUUGAAUGCUUUCAAGAAUAUUUGAAUAGUAUUGCUCGGAUGUUGUGCAGAACCAAACAGUAACUCUUCUACCACCAAGAGCAUACACACCGUACGAAAUGCACAGCUGAACUUGUGCACCAUUACGCCGAAAGUCGGUGCAUUUUACGCUCGUUUCUUUGCGAGAUCUUUGCCAGCUGACUGUGAACGGGACAUGGACUGCGGUUCUUAUGUUACAGAUAGUGUUUUACCUUUCUUUCUUUUUUUAAGUUGUAUCAUUCUGAAUAUUAAUUGAAGUGAAUAGCUGUGCAUUUUAGGACACGGUAGCUUCCACCUGAUCCGGCUCCAGAGAAAGUAGUUCGCAGCUGUAGACCUCCAGUAACACCGCCCGCUGGAGAUGUGGCUUCAGCACCACGGACAGCUCCCCGGCCGCUUCAGCUCAGCCUAAACUUUAUUUCAGAGAUUUACACAAAGAAACUGACUAUUCACUUCUGAGUGACAACUCAUGAGUUCAAAAGGAGAAAUCAGUGAACAUCUGCACUGCUGGAGGUCACGAGGGAUGCUUUCUCACACUGCAGACUUCAACCUAGAUUCCCGAGAUUAUUCCUCCGUGCACAUGAGAGAGACACAGAUAGGAAGACAGUGGCAGAAACAAUAAGAUGAGACCAUUUAAUGACGGUAACCUCUAAGGAGAAAAGCACAAGCCAACCUGAGGCGGUUUUCACUGCAGGCAAACCUCAAUGAAAGAAACUCAGUGUAAGGGCUGAUUCUCCACAUCUUUCUGAUUGGUACAUGGGGACAAUACCAUCCAUCAAUGAAGAGGAGACAAAUAAAAUGAUUGUUUCUGGCUCGGAGAACAGUUGAACAUCUGGCUGAAAUUCCAACAAGAUCUCAGCUGCACUGAAACACACAGCGGUAUCACCCUCCUCUCAUUUUUUUGGGCCCUGCACAUGACUCUCAGAGAAGCACCCAUGGCCUGCAGCUUAGGCGUGGUGAUGAGUGCCUUGUUUUGGUCUGUAGCCAUUGUGUAUUUGACUCAUAUCGGCAGAGUCAGUGGAGACUGCUGGUUAAUUGAGGGGGAAAAGGGCUUUGUAUGGCUUGCAAUUUGUAGCCAAAACCAACCACCUUAUGAGGCCAUCCCACAGCAUAUCAACAGCACCAUUGUGGACCUUCGUCUGAAUGAAAACAAAAUCAAAAGCAUCCAUUAUUCUGCCCUUAGUCGCUUUGCCAACUUGACCUACCUGAACCUGACGAAGAAUGACAUCUCCUACAUAGAGGAUGGGGCCUUUUCUGCUCAGUUCAACUUACAAGUCCUUCAAAUGGGCUUCAACAAGAUGCGGAACCUGACAGAGGGGAUCCUCAGGGGCUUAGGAAAGCUGCAGUACCUCUACCUCCAGGCAAACCUGAUUGAGACUGUGACACCCAAUGCCUUUUGGGAAUGCCCCAACAUAGAGAACAUUGACCUCUCCAUGAACAGAAUCCAGCAGUUAGACGGGUCCACGUUUACCAGUUUGACUAAACUGACCACCUGCGAGCUGUACACCAACCCCUUCAACUGCUCAUGUGAACUACUCGGUUUCGUCAAAUGGCUCUCAGUUUUCCCAAACAGGACAAAUGAGCGGAUGGUCUGCGACUCCCCACCUGGCGUCUCUGGUUAUAGUUUACUGAGCCAGAAUCCGAACAAUCCAACAUUUCGAAAUGCGCUUCACAUGCUCACCACUGUGUGUACGGAUGAUUAUGUGACACCAUUUAUUUCUGUGCCCACUGAGCCCGUGACACCCCCACCGGACUUGACAGUCUGUGGGAUGGAAGAUUGUCCCUCAGGCACAGAACCAGAAGACAUCACCAUCAGUACCUACAACGACGUGGAAGUAAACCCUCUGAUGAAACUGAAGCAAGUCACGAAUACAGGUGCGACCAUCAUGGUUCAGAUUCCUCACCCCUUCAAGAAGAUGUACAUCCUGGUUCUGUACAACAACAGCUUUUUUACCGAUAUUCAAAACCUGAAAGCUAAUAAAGAGGACAUUGAACUAAAUAACCUUAAACCCCACACUAACUACACGUACUGUGUCGCUUCCAUACGUAACUCUCUUAGACACAACCACACUUGUCUGACAAUCACCACUGGCACUUUGAAUGGAAAGGUUAGAGAUGUAAACAAUGCAACUGCUACUCACUACAUUAUGACGAUUUUGGGCUGCCUCUUCAGCAUGGUCAUUUUCCUGGGUGUGGUCUACUAUUGCCUGCGUAGAAAGCGUCAGCAAGAUGAAAAGCACAAAAAAGCAGGUAGCCUGAAGAAAAAUAUCAAACUCAAAUACGGACAAGAGCUGGAGGGAGCAACUAUUUCUCGAAUGUCGCAGAAGCAGUUGUUGGCCGGGGAGAGCAUGGCACGUAUGCCAUACUUGCCAUCUGCGGCUGAAAUGGAGCAGUACAAAUUUCAAGAGGUAAGUGACACUCCUAAAAUGAUGAAAGGAAAUUACAUGGAGGUGCGGAGCGUGGACCACCAUGAACGCAGGGAGUGUGACAUGGGAAUGGCUGGGAAUAGCCAGGGGUCGGUGGCAGAGAUUUCCACCAUUGCAAAGGAGGUGGAUAAAGUCAAUCAGAUAAUUAACAACUGUAUAGACGCUCUUAAGUCAGAAUCCACCUCUUUUCAAGGGAAAUCUGGUGCAGUGUCCACUGCAGAGCCCCAGCUCGUACUAAUAUCGGAACACCCACAGAGUAAAUCUGUCCUUCUGUCCCCAGUGUAUACGGACAGCUAUCACCACUCUCUGCAGAGGCAUCGGACCUCUGACGUCUCACCAAAGAGGCCCAGCACUGCCACAGGAGGGCCCAUGCGAAGCCCCAGGCCUUAUCGCUCUGAAUCAAAGUACAUAGAGAAAAGCUCCCCAAAAGGAGAGACCCUCCUCACUGUAACGCCCGCUGCCACCAUCCUAAGGGCCGAGGCAGAGAAGAUCCGUCAGUACAACGACCACCGGCACUCGUAUCCCGACGCUCACAUAGAGGAGCUUGAAAGACCCGAUGGCCGCAAAUCCCUGUUGGAGCCUCUCACUCACUCCCGCUCCAGAGACUUAGCUUAUUCCCAGCUGUCAUCGCAUUAUCACAAUCUAAGCUACUCCUCCAGUCCUGAAUACUACUGCAAACCCUCACACAGCAUCUGGGAGCGAUUCAAACUGCACCGGAAACGGCACAAAGAUGAGGAGUACAUGGCUGCGGGCCAUGCUCUGCGUAAGAAAGUCCAGUUUGCAAAGGAUGAGGACCUGCAUGAUAUUUUAGACUACUGGAAAGGUGUAUCAUCCCAACAGAAAUCAUAACCUCUUUAGGUGUUUUUAAAAUGGACCACACAUUGCAGAGAUGACACAAGAACCUCAUCUUGACAAUUGAAUCAAUGGAUACUUCCAUAUUAUAAUCAACUACUCGCUCAUGUGUAUCACAUUCUCUUUUGAGUGUGAGGAAAAUGGGUUAAAGAGUCUUUAAAUUUGUCAUAUUAUGUAAAGCAUUCAUCUGGAAAACUUUUAUCGAUUGAAGAGAAAAUAUCUUGCAAAUU
This is a messenger RNA of Anarrhichthys ocellatus (wolf-eel), 4362 nucleotides long. RefSeq names its product extracellular leucine-rich repeat and fibronectin type III domain containing 1a (gene elfn1a). Gene Ontology annotation, cellular component: plasma membrane. The transcript is spliced from 3 exons. Gene Ontology annotation, molecular function: protein binding. The coding region runs from base 1769 to 4129 and encodes 786 amino acids. Lineage: Eukaryota; Metazoa; Chordata; Actinopteri; Perciformes; Anarhichadidae. The record is from RefSeq and is a predicted model, not a curated record.